This is a messenger RNA of Marmota monax (woodchuck), 1732 nucleotides long. It is a transcript of the gene Dpp7, whose product is annotated as dipeptidyl peptidase 7. Lineage: Eukaryota; Metazoa; Chordata; Mammalia; Rodentia; Sciuridae. Gene Ontology annotation, biological process: proteolysis. The transcript has 13 exons. Gene Ontology annotation, molecular function: dipeptidyl-peptidase activity; serine-type exopeptidase activity. Bases 34 to 1554 code for a protein of 506 amino acids. The record is from RefSeq and is a predicted model, not a curated record. Gene Ontology annotation, cellular component: vesicle.
CGUGACCGCCGGGUGCCGUUCACAGAGCCAGACAUGAGGCCCCAGUUCAGGGUGCCCCUGGACUGUGGGGCCCCUUUCUGGGCACAGGUCCUGCUGCUGACACUGGGACUGGGUGACGUCCAGGCUGGGGCCCACAGAGGCUUGGACGCUGGCUUUUGGGAGAGGUACUUUGAGCAGUUUAUGGACCAUUUCAACUUUGCGAGGUUUGGCAACAAGACCUUUUACCAGCGGGUGCUGGUGUCAGACAAGUUCUGGCGAAGGGGCGAGGGGCCCAUCUUCUUCUACACGGGGAACGAGGUGGACGUGUGGACUCUGGCCAACAACACAGGCUUUGUGGUGGAGCUGGCAGCCCAGCAAGGCGCCCUGCUCAUCUUUGCGGAGCAUCGCUACUACGGGAAGUCGCUCCCGUUUGGGGAGAAGUCCAUGCAGCCCGGGUACACCGAGCUGCUGACCGUGGAGCAGGCGCUGGCCGACUAUGCCGUGCUGAUCCAGACCCUGCGGCAGAAACUAGGAGCACAGGGUGGCCCUGUCAUCACCUUUGGAGGGAGCUACGGGGGGAUGCUCAGCGCCUACAUGAGGAUGAAGUACCCCCACCUGGUGGCAGGGGCGCUGGCAGCCAGCGCACCCGUCCUGGCUGUCGCGGGCCUUGGUACCUCCAACCAGUUCUUCCGGGACGUCACAGCGACCUUCCACAGCCAGAGUCCAAGGUGUGUCCAGGGCGUGCGGGAGGCCUUCCAGCAGAUCAGGGACCUGUUCCUACAGGGAGCCUCCCUCUGCCCCUUCCCUGUAGCCCGUGACAGGGUCAGCCAGGAGUUUGGCACCUGCCAGCCACUCUUGGACACAAAGGACCUGACUCAGCUCUUUGUGUUUGCACGCAACGCCUUCACUCUGCUGGCCAUGAUGGACUACCCGUACCCCACUGACUUCAUGGGGUACCUGCCUGCCAACCCUGUCAAGGUUGGCUGUGCCCGGCUGCUGAGGGAGGCCCAGAGGAUCGUGGGUCUGCGGGCACUGACAGGGCUGGUCUACAACUCCUCGGGCACAGCGCACUGCUAUGACAUCUACCAGCUGUACCACAGCUGUGCGGACCCCACUGGCUGUGGCACUGGCCCUGAUGCCAUGGCCUGGGACUAUCAGGCCUGCACCGAGAUCAACCUGACCUUUGACAGCAACAACGUGACGGACAUGUUCCCUGCCCUUCCGUUCACCGCCACGCUCCGCCAACAGUACUGCCUGAAUAAGUGGGGCGUGUGGCCUCGGCCGGACUGGCUGCAGACCAGCUUCUGGGGCGGUGACCUCAGAGCCACCAGCAACAUCAUCUUCUCCAAUGGUGACCUAGACCCCUGGGCAGGGGGCGGGAUUCUGAGGAACGUGAGCGCGUCGGUCAUUGCUGUCACCAUCCACGGGGGAGCACACCACCUAGACCUCAGGGCAUCCCACCCACAAGACCCCAACUCGGUCCUGGAGGUGCGCAGGCUGGAGGCUGCUCUCAUCCUCGAGUGGGCGAAGGCAGCCCGGAGUAGGCAGCAGUGUCCUGGACACCCUGAGGAGUGAGGAGCUGCUGGCCGCCCGUCCUGCCCUGGACACACUGUUUAGGUCCACUGUGUGGCUGGGGCAUUGUGGGGACCUCAAGCAAAGGGGCUGGGUGUGUCCCUGGAGGCUGGGCAGGAGCCCCCUGCCCAGCGCCUGCUGAAGCUGCAGAAUGUUCAAUAAAGCACAGACUUGACUCCAA